Eucalyptus grandis is the source of this 534-nucleotide messenger RNA. Its product is annotated as senescence-associated carboxylesterase 101-like. Gene Ontology annotation, biological process: defense response. The transcript is spliced from 2 exons. Bases 28 to 534 code for a protein of 168 amino acids. Lineage: Eukaryota; Viridiplantae; Streptophyta; Magnoliopsida; Myrtales; Myrtaceae. Gene Ontology annotation, molecular function: carboxylic ester hydrolase activity. The record is from RefSeq and is a predicted model, not a curated record.
AUUAAAUGCCUGGUUUUGGGUUUGUCCAUGGGGAAUUUGUGGAGCAAACGCAAACGACCUCUUGAUCCUGACUGUAUCAAUUCUCCAAAUCCCAAGAGGCGCAAUUCAACAGAUAUCAACUCGCCGGUUCUGCCGCAAGAACAGCAAUCCGACAACCGUGCUCCUCCGACGAUGGACUAUGAAAAAGCCGCUGAACCUCUAUGCAGCAACGGACUCGAUUUGGCGAACCUGGCCGUGUCCUCCGGUAUUCUUGGCAAUUCAUGGGCUGCAAUCUCUAAACUCCGGUCCCAGGUUGACCGCGACCACCAAAGCCCCUCAUCUUCCGAAACCGUGAAGAUUCAAGAAUUUGAAUACCCGAGAUACAAGGUCAUUGCUUUUGUGACGCCUCCAGUUGCUGCAAGUUAUCUCCAAGAAGAGAACGGUUUGGUCGAAUCUUCUUCAUCGGAGGCCUCCGAGUUUCAGUUUCUCUGCUCCAAGAAGAACCCGUCUUUUGCAAUAAACAAGGAGGUGAUCUCUCUGUUCAACUUGUUAUAG